Molecule: messenger RNA, 998 nt
Organism: Vespa velutina
Lineage: Eukaryota; Metazoa; Arthropoda; Insecta; Hymenoptera; Vespidae
Product: protein takeout-like
Exons: 3
Coding region: 45-809 (254 amino acids)
Source: RefSeq, a predicted model, not a curated record
GAACAAAGAGAAUCAUUUAGUUCAGAACUCUCGUAGCAAUCACUAUGGAGAAGAAUUUGAUAUUAUUUUUGACGUUCCUAUUAAACAUUGCAUAUUGUGUUUCUGAAAUAUAUAUACCGAAAUUACCACCGUUCAUCAAAAUAUGUCACCGGAGUGAUCCGAAUUGGAGCAGAUGUAUUAAAACCAGUAUAGAACAGAUAAAACCAUAUUUAAAAGAAGGAAUUCCAGAUUUUCAUAUUCCCCCUUGCGAACCGUUAUACAUUGAUCGAUUAGAUUUCAAUCAAACAACUGAUUCAAGUUCUAUAACCUCUUCUUUCACGGACAUAAAAAUUUACAAUGGAAUUAAUUUCGUUCUAAAGAAUAUCAAGUUCGACGUGAAUAAAAAUGAAUUAAAAUUGAAAAUAUAUAAUCCAAAUUUGGAAACGGUUUCAAAAUACAAUUUGAACGGAAAUAUUAUGAAGUUACCGCUCUUAGGAAAUGGAUUAUCUUCUGUCAAUUUAACCAACACCGAUUUUUUCUUAAAGGUUCAAUUAGAACGUUAUCAUGAACCUAAAACGAACCAGGAACACUUUCGUGUGAACGAUAUUUACGUCGAUUAUAAUAUACAUAAUGUUAAACUACAUUUAAAUGAUUUAUUCGACGACGACAAAAUUCUCACGGACGUAAUGAAUCUAUUUUUAAAUGAUAAUUGGAAAUUAAUCGCCGACAAAUUCAAACCCAUUUUGGAGAGAACCGUUGCUGAUAAACUUAGAACUAUAAUGAAUAAUAUUUUUUCCAAGUAUCCCAUUGACACAUUGCUACCAUUAUAAAUUAAUAAAUUAUUAUUAUUAUUAUUACUUUUUUUUUUUUUUAUUAAGUAAAAGUGACAAAUUAUAUAUGUAUGUAUGAAAAUAAAAUAGAGAAUUAAGAAUGAUCAGACGUACUCGUAGAACGGGUGAUCAUUCCGCAGGCUGACGCCAUAUGAAUAUGUUUUAUAAUCUUAAAUAAAUAAAUAUCAA